UAAGCGCGCGCGCGCGCACGACCCCCGCCCCGACCUCCGGCCACGGCGACCUCGCCGGUACCCCCGCCCCGGGGAGCCUGCCCAGGGCCGCCGCCGCCGCUCCGCCGCCCCGUUUUCAAGCGAAACCGCCGAUGACGCCGUUCCGCUUCUGUCGGCGAUCCGGAAGCGCUGAAGCACGCCCCGCCCCCUGACCCGGAAGCGCCUCGCCGCUGUCUUUCCGAGCCGGCCCUGGAAGGAGGAGAAAUGCAAGAGGAGGGAGAGUGAGAGGGGUAAGGAGCUCCCGGAGCUGUGAGGGUACGUUGACAUCUGUCUGAUACUAGACUGGUGAAUAGGAAGAAGGUCCCAUCUCUGGCCUGUUUGUGGAAGCUGGGAUGAUGAAGGCACUGCAGUGGGAACGAGCUGUGGUACAGGGUUGAAGCUCCAGCCCAUGUCUGGUAGUUAUAGAGCAAUUGGAAGGGUUACGUGCAGAGUUCUGGUAAAGAUGGAAGAAUCUCAUUUCAACUCCUCCCCGUACUUCUGGCCAGCAGUGCCCACCGUCUCGGGACAGAUUGAGAACACCAUGUUUAUUAACAAGAUGAAGGAGCAGCUAUUGCCCACAGARAAGGGCUGCAGCCUGGCUCCCCCCCACUACCCCGCCUUGCUGACAGUCCCCACCUCUGUGGCCCUGCCCACUGGAAUCUCCAUGGACUCGGACACCAAGCCGGAGCAGCUGACACCACACAGCCAAGCCCCUGUGACUCAGAACAUCACCGUGGUACCAGUGCAGUCUGCUGGGCUCAUGACAGCAGGUCCUGGUUUGGUGAUAACUUCCCCAUCAGGUUCUCUGGUAACCACAGCCGCCUCUGCCCAAACCUUUCCCAUUUCAGCUCCCAUGAUUGUCUCCGCACUACCCCCUGGCUCCCAGGCAGCCCUGCAGGUGGUUCCAGACCUGUCCAAGAAAGGGACAGCCACCCUCACUGAAGGUGGCGGGGGUGGGGGAGUUGCCCCUAAGCCACCCCGGGGCCGGAAGAAGAAACGACUGCAGGAGUCAGGGCUGCCAGAGAUGAGCGACCCCUUUGUGCUGACAAAUGAGGAUGAUGAGGACCAGCACAAGGAUGGCAAGACAUACAGGUGCCGGAUGUGUUCGCUGACCUUCUACUCCAAGUCGGAGAUGCAGAUCCACUCCAAGUCCCAUACGGAGACAAAGCCACACAAGUGUCCUCACUGCUCCAAGAGCUUCGCCAACAGCUCGUACCUGGCCCAGCACAUUCGCAUCCACUCAGGGGCCAAGCCCUACACGUGCAGCUACUGCCAGAAGGCCUUCCGCCAGCUCUCCCACCUGCAGCAGCACACACGGAUCCACUCCAAGCUCCACACGGCGAUUGUCAAGCCGCACAAGUGUCCUCACUGCUCCAAGAGCUUCGCCAACACAUCCUACCUGGCCCAGCACCUCCGCAUCCACUCGGGGGCCAAGCCCUACACCUGCCGCUACUGCCAGAAGGCCUUCCGCCAGCUCUCCCACCUGCAGCAGCACACACGUAUCCACACCGGGGACCGACCCUACAAAUGUGCUCACCCUGGGUGUGAAAAGGCUUUCACCCARCUUUCCAACUUGCAGUCCCACAGACGGCAGCACAACAAAGACAAACCUUUCAAGUGCCACAACUGCCACCGUGCGUACACGGAUGCUGCCUCAUUGGAGGUACACCUGGCCACGCACACGGUGAAACACGCCAAGGUCUAUACCUGCUCCAUCUGCAGCCGGGCCUACACCUCGGAGACGUACCUGAUGAAGCACAUGCGGAAACACAACAUCCCUGACCCACAGCAGCAGGUGGUUCAGGCACAAGCCCAGGCCUCGCAGCAGCAGCAGCACUUCCAGCCGCAGGGCGGGGGGGCAGCAGGGGGCCCUUCUGGAGACACUAACCAACCCAACCCUCCCCCCCAGUGCUCCUUUGACCUGACUCCUUACAAGACUUCAGAGCAUCACAAGGACAUCUGCCUCACUGUCAGCACCAGCGCCAUCCAAGUGGAGCACCUCUCCAGCUCCUAGAGAGACCUCAACCCAGGGAGCAGAACGCCUCUUGUGCAUAGCCUGUGCCAGGGGCACCGCUUGUGCAGCGGCCCUCCUCGUGCAACAGUUUCUGGCCUCUCCUCCUGCAACAGCCUCUUCUGGCCAUGUAACCCUGUUCAUGGCAGCCCCUUGAACAACAGCCUGUCUCAAGGGGGUGCUCCUUCUGUGCAACAGCCUGCCUGGUAGGAGGAUGCUUCCUUGUGCAAGAGCCCCUUUCCUGUGCUGGGAUCACUUCCUCAUGCAAGAGCCCCUCCUUUGAAACCCAAAGAAAGGCCCCUGUUUUGCCUUCUCUCUCACUGUAAGAUGCGUACGAAGCAGGGUUGUGUGCUGAGGCACACAUGGUGCAUGGGAUGGAGAGAUGGCCCUUGUAUGUACAGGGGCUCGGACAUGUGUUUUUAACAGGCCACAGAAGAAUGUGGCAGGGUUCACAGCUGGAUGGGGUUCUUUGAGGAUUGCCUUGAGUGUCUAAGAGAGAAAUAUCCAUUCCUGUCCCUCCUGCUUAUGAAAGGGAGGAGGGGUCACUCGUCCUGCCCCAAGGACUGRAUGGGAGAAACCUUCUCCCAGUGGAAGGUGAGACCAGUGGAGGUGGGAGAGGUGAGGCAUGUUCUCUGGGAUGGACAGGUGCCUACACUGCCCAAGGGCUGUGGAGUAUUGCAUUCUUUCUCCUCCCCUGGUGGAGAGCAAUAGAGAGGAGUCUGUCUGAACUGGCUGCUGCCUCUCUCUCCCAGCUGUCUGAGCAACAYAAUGGCCCCAUAGGAAUGUGGGUUCCUGCUCAUUGCUCUUCCUGCCUGUUGUGGAUGAUAUCCUAGCAGCUUGUACUCCUCCUCCUCUCCCUCCUGCUUUUCCCCCCACCUCCUCAGAAAAGCCUGCAGGCAUCAACAACAAACCAAAAAGCAACUGGAGGGAGUGUAAGUGACUGCCAAAAUAAUCGUCACCCUUCUCUCUACUCCCAUUCCUGAAAGGCGGAAUGACAGCAGUUYCGACACUCACAUACCUGUCCUGCCACCAGUUUCCCAAAGGGAAAGAGGAGGAUGAGGAGGAGGAGGAGGAGGAAUAGACCAGUCUUUUCAAGGAGYUGGCAGGAGGCAGGGAAAGGCUAGCUUCUCCUGCUCAUCUCCUGCCAGAGUGCUCUCCCAGGCUCCCUCUUGCCAAGACGGGCUGGACUCACAUGGCAGUGGUGGCCUCUUCUGGACCCUGGUCAUGGGAGAGAAUCCCCAAAAGGUGGACAGUGCAGAGAAGGGGAUGAAGGUCCCCACAGAGAGACCAAUCUAAUGAGAAGGGGGAGCCAACAAGAAUAAACUGAAGGCCCCUUGAAUUUAUAUAUAUAUAUAUAUAUAAAUAUCUAUUCCCCACCCCUGGCCCGCUCUGUCCUUGCUGUAACUGUUUCUAUCUCUGUGUUUAUAAAACGCAUUAUCCUGGCGAAUUUUUAUUUUCAAUCUUCGUUUGUUUUUCCCUUUCUCUUUGUCUUCAAUUCUUCUUCCUCUUAUUUUUUUUUUAUUGGUCCACAUGACUGCUAGUCUUGUGUGUUACUUGUUAGUUUCUUUGGAUCAUGGAGGCUGACUCGGAAGAGAAUGAGAAGGCAAGGGAAAAAGCAUGUGUUGUUGGGUUUUAAAUUCAGUCACCCACCCAAAGCCUAUAGAAUCCCAGACUUCUGUAUGAACAACCAAUAGGGGCUUUUUUUUUUUAAACCACCCUGUAUAGAAAUAAAUUGGUGUAAAAGGCUCCUUGAAGGUGCUGCUGCGAGCA
Malurus melanocephalus (red-backed fairy wren) is the source of this 3799-nucleotide messenger RNA. It is a transcript of the gene ZNF384, whose product is annotated as zinc finger protein 384. The record is from RefSeq and is a predicted model, not a curated record. NCBI's taxonomy places the organism in Eukaryota, Metazoa, Chordata, Aves, Passeriformes, Maluridae. Gene Ontology annotation, biological process: regulation of transcription by RNA polymerase II. Bases 428 to 2032 code for a protein of 534 amino acids. Gene Ontology annotation, cellular component: nucleus. The transcript is spliced from 11 exons. Gene Ontology annotation, molecular function: DNA-binding transcription factor activity, RNA polymerase II-specific; RNA polymerase II cis-regulatory region sequence-specific DNA binding.